AUGGAUGGCGGUGGCGGUACUGAUCGUUAUUCACGAUCAUUAGGACGAAUUGAAGCUGCUGCAAGCGAAACAGCACAUAUCGAAGGAAACGGUGGUGCAACAACAGCAGCCUGGAUGAAUGAUACUGGUAUUUCGGUGUGUUCUGCAAAUGUUGCUACCAUUGGUAACCAAAAUAAUGCAUUGAGUAAUAUGCUUAAGCGACCAUCUGAUUUACUCAUGGAUGGUGUUGGAUAUGAGAAACGGGUCAAAUUGGAAUCGAAUCAUCAGGAGGAUCAUAAAAAUGGUCUAAUUGGCAUAGCAACAAAGACAGAUAUAUCAGCGAUAAUGAGCGGAUCACCACCACGUAGCGGUGGCGGUACAGCAGGAGCAACACGUGUGAACACUAUCGUAACGAAGGUUGACAUGUCAGCUGCUGCAGAUAAUCUUGGACAAAUGGCAUGGAAUGGGCAAUUAUCACGAAUGACUGAUGCACGUGAUCCUACAUCAUCAGCUUCUGUUGAAAAAAUAGUUGAACCGUUUGCCCAAGGGAUUACGAUGUACCGUGUUGCAGCGACACAUCCAGUGGAUCCAGGACACGAUGUACCGUCAACAUCAGUGGUUGCAAGUCAUCAACAACAGCAACAAACAGGUGUUAGCGCUGCACCAUCAAUAAAUCUACCGAACUUGUCGUCUGUUAAUUCCUUAAGUGGUGAACCAGCUGGACUUUCGAUUGGUGUACUUGCUCCUACCGGACGGAAUGAGCUAUCAUCAGCUGUUGCAGGUGCUACCGUUGGUACCACCAAUACGGAUAAUCGUGGAGCAACCGGUCCACCAUCAGCACCACUACCACCACCACCACCCGCUGCAUCUUUACUUGAUCCAUUUCGACAAGCAUUUUUUGGUGGCACCAAUCUUGCUGCAUUGAAUGCUGCCGCUGCAGCCGCUGCUGCUGCUGCUGGUGGUGGUGCCGGAUCUACAAUUGGUGGUGCCGAUUUCGGUAAUUUAUUUUUUCCUGGUGCACCACCGAAUGCUGCAGCUGCAUUCCCAUUUCUUGCCGCACAAAUUCUUCAGCAACAACAGCAAACACAACAGUCGAUGUCACUUGCUCAAGGUACUGCACCACCAACAACCCUUUCAGCAGCAGCGCAGCCUUCAACCUCAACCACAUCAUCAAUGGGCUGUAUCCAAUUUCCACCCGGCACUGCACUUAGUUCACAACUUGCUAGUGCUGCAUUAUUAGGACGGACUUUACCAAUCGCUGGUACUCAACCAUUACCUAUGAAGGCAAAACAAGGACGAUGGUGUGCAAUGCAUAUCAAAAUAGCGUAUGAAAUAUUAUCGAAGAAGGAGCGCCGUUCAACACCACAGCCAUCGAUUGUUGCAGCUGCUGUAUCACAAAGUUCAUCGUCAUCUUCAGUAGCACCAUCAUCGCAAAACAGUAAUAAUGCGCCUACAAUGAGGACGGGUGGUGUAAUGGCUCCGUUCUGUCCGCCUUCUACUUCAAGUUCUAAUAUGCCAAGUUUGGGUAGCGGACUGCCAACAUCGUUUCCUGUGUUAGCUCAAUCCGGUGCUUUAUCAUCACCUUUCACUCUACCGUUCCAGCAACUCUCUGAUCCGAAUAAAUUGGCUCGUCAAAGCGCAACGCCGAAACAGUCGCAAGGUCGUUCAACGACAGCUAUAAGUCGUAGCCCAACAACGUCUGCAUUACAUUUGCAACUUGGUGGUGGCAAUACUGGUAGUGGUGCCGGUGGCCUAAUGACACCAUCGAUGGCCGUAGCUGCAGCUGCGGCAGUUGCAGCUGGUGGUACUAUUCCUCCGCUUCAAGGAUCUCUUCCAAGUGCCCUACCCGGUGUUCUUGGUUCAUCGUUACCUCUGGCACCGAAUUUACCCGGUGCUACCGCCUCCCUCACCAAUGGCACCAGUGAAGUAGCAGCUCAAGCGGCUAUGUUUGCUGCACUACAAAAUGCCCAACAGAAUGCAGCUACAGCUGCUCUUCCGAAUGGUUCACUUUCCUCCGCAUCCUAUCUAUUGCCAUCUGCCGCGGCCGCAUCUGCUCAACCGCAUCCUCUUACGGCAGUUACUUCACAGGCGCAAUCUGUUUAUUCGUCACAGCGAUUAUUCGAUCCCAAUAUGGCUGCUGUAUUGCAACAGAUGCAGUCGAUGGAAGCAUUGCGACAAUCAGCCGCAGCAGCGCAAAUGAGUUCUAAUGCAGCAACCGGACCACAUGUUCCAGUUAGUGGUGCGCCUCAACCACCACCUCCACCACCAUCAUCUCUCGAUCUGGUUCGGAUGCAAAUGGAACAGCAAAUGAUGGAUCGUUAUAUGGUGGCUUUGAGUAGUGCCUCAGCUAUAGGUAGUAGUACAUCGAUGGCACCAACUUCGAACCUUGAACUCAUGCGACAACAACUUUUUGCCGCACAAAUACGACAGCAACAAUCGCAACCGUCGUUAGAAGCACUGCUUGAAAUGCAACGUCAGCAGCACCAGCAACAACAACAGCAACUUUACAAUGCUUCGCGUGGUCUUCCAUCAACAUACACUUUAACUGGUGCUACACCUCCCGGUGGAAUUCCUGGGCCGGCUGCGGCAGCAGCUAUGUCGUCAAAUGCUGCAGCGGCAGCAGCUGCGGCAGCAGGAUUACCGCAGAGUCUUAGUGCUGCAGCUGGUCUUUUCAAUUCCAAUCUGAUGUCACUUGGUAAUGCAGCCGCUGCAGCUAAUUUGCAGCAAGCAUUGUACAGUGGCAAGAAUCCCUAUUCCAAUACACUGGAACAACUGGCACGACAGAAGCGCGAAGAAGAUAUCAUGCAGUCGGGAAGGUAG
Molecule: messenger RNA, 2799 nt
Organism: Cercopithifilaria johnstoni
Lineage: Eukaryota; Metazoa; Nematoda; Chromadorea; Rhabditida; Onchocercidae
Source: the annotation of a GenBank genome assembly